Molecule: messenger RNA, 1566 nt
Organism: Caenorhabditis bovis
Lineage: Eukaryota; Metazoa; Nematoda; Chromadorea; Rhabditida; Rhabditidae
Source: the annotation of a GenBank genome assembly
AUGAUUUUUCUGAUAUUUUUGGCAACAUUAUCGUCCGCGCAUCCUUCAAAAAACUCCGAUGAAAUCACUGAAAAACCAAACACAAAGAUAGAUGAAAUGACCCAAACUAGCAGUGGUCAUGGGAACACAGCGGAUAAAGCGUUUGACCUAACCCCAGCAGACAUUCAUUAUUUGCAAGCAAUAACAGAUAUUGCUAAUGUUCCGUUAGACGUCUUACAAAAUUUUGAUCUACAGCUUAAUAUGGACGAUAAUCAUCCACGGAACCCGCCACCUCCAAUUACACCUCAGCCGUAUUCAAUUCCACCAUAUCGAAGACCAACAACGCCAGGAUACUAUGAUCCAUACUAUCCGUAUGACAAAAAUUUGGAAAAGAAAACGUCAAAUGCUGUAGCACUUGGUCUCGGAAUCGGAAUCCCACUUGGAAUAAUUGCUACAGUAAUUGUCGUUCUCACAAUUUUAUGGUGUCGAAGAAGGCAAAUGCAGAGGAGGCCAAUAUUACCGUAUCCAUUCUACAAACAUUCUAACGAUUAUAAGACACAAUUGGACAGUCCGGCGUACUCGAUGCAUGAUCCAUGGAUAUUGGACAGAAACUUAUUGGAAAUCGACUAUAACAAAAAAUUGGGAAGCGGAGCAUUUUGCAAUGUGUUUAUUGGUAAAAUCAAUGGUGAAGCUCCAGUCACACAUAUUUAUCCUGGAGUGAGAACUCAGAAUUUGGUAAAUUGUUCCGUUGCUGUGAAAAUGUUACCUUCAUUUGCUGAUGAUAUAGCAAGAUCAGAUUUUAUGCAGGAAAUCAAUUUUAUGAAAGCAUUGGCCUAUCAUCCCCAUUUAGUGUCGAUGCUAGGUUUUGUGCACGAUAAGAAAUCACCGUAUUUACUAGUCGAGCUCUGCGAGAAGGGUGAUUUAUUACAUUUGAUAAGGAGUCGGCGAGAUGAAAUUAUUGAGGGCCCAAGUGCGCACCCGGACGGUUUGAAGAUCAAAGAUCUGCUAAUGUUUUCAUGGCAAAUAAGCAACGGAUUGGAAUAUUUGAAUAGUAUUGGAUGCAUUCACAGAGACAUUGCAGCGCGUAAUGUUCUUGUGGAUAGCAGCAACACAUGUAAAAUUGGAGAUUUCGGUCUUUGUCGAUUGACAGAUUCAUUAUUGUAUACGGCAAGAGGUGGAAGGCUGCCAUUAAAGUGGAUGGCUCCAGAAUCACUUGCCAGUUUUGAAUACUCCUUCAAAAGCGACGUAUGGUCGUACGGUGUUCUUCUAUGGGAACUCUUUUCUCUUGGCGAAGUGCCUUAUGCUGAUAUUCAGACUACUGAUUUACUGACAUAUCACCGAUCUGGUAAACGAUUAGAAAAACCGACAUAUUGUCCGAACGAGAUAUAUCAAAUAAUGACGUCUUGUUGCUUGCUGGAAACCAACGAUCGACCUUCAUUCCAGCACAUUUGCUCACUUCUCGCCAUGAUGCUCGAAUCAGCAACAGAGAAUUAUGGUUAUCUCGUUCCGACGUCGAAAGCAGCUGCAGCGGCGACGGAACCAUCAUCAGCGGUUCGGGAAAUGGACGAACAAUGUGAUGAUGUGUAG